Phaeoacremonium minimum UCRPA7 is the source of this 1752-nucleotide messenger RNA. Its product is annotated as putative golgi apyrase protein. Bases 1 to 1752 code for a protein of 583 amino acids. The transcript is spliced from 4 exons. The record is from RefSeq and is a predicted model, not a curated record. Gene Ontology annotation, molecular function: nucleoside diphosphate phosphatase activity. Gene Ontology annotation, cellular component: membrane. NCBI's taxonomy places the organism in Eukaryota, Fungi, Ascomycota, Sordariomycetes, Togniniales, Togniniaceae. Gene Ontology annotation, biological process: nucleoside diphosphate catabolic process.
AUGGGCAAGAAAUGGCGAUAUGGCGUUAUCCUCGACGCAGGAUCCUCGGGGACACGCCUACACGUUUAUCGAUGGAAAGAUCCCGCGAAAGUUCUUAAGGAGGCAUCGAAGGAGGAUUUAAAGAGCCUGCCGAAGCUGGAAACCGACAAGGACUGGACUAAGAAGAUUCGUCCUGGCGUGUCGACAUUUGGCGAGAAGCCGAAGGAGGUUGGCCCGGACCACCUCAAGUCUCUCGUUAAUCAUGCUCUCGAUAUCAUUCCCGAGGACAAAGUCCAAGAUACCCCCAUUUUCCUGAUGGCCACCGCUGGCAUGCGACUGCUUCCUCAGGUUCAACAGACAGCGUUGACCCGCGAAAUAUGCUCCUACCUCCGUCAAAACACAGAGUUCUCCUUGCCAGAUUGCGACCUACACAUCCAAGUCAUCAAGGGCGAGACAGAGGGCUUAUACGGUUGGAUUGCAUCAAAUUAUCUGCUAGGUGGUUUUGAUCAUCCAGAAGACCAUGCGCACGGCAAAGGUCAUCACACCUAUGGUUUCCUAGACAUGGGCGGCGCUUCAGCCCAGAUUGCAUUCGCGCCAAAUGCGACUGAAGCUGAGAAGCAUGCCAAUGAUCUUAAACUCUUGCGAAUGCGAACAAUGAAUGGCGAACCUGCAGAGUACAAGGUCUUUACCGCGACGUGGCUAGGAUUUGGUGUCAAUCAAGCAAGAGAAGCCUAUGUCAAAAACCUGCUCGACGCGUACGAUCCCUCCGCGAAGGAGAUUCCCGACCCAUGCAUGCCCAAGGGCUUGCGCACAACGACAUCCGGAAAGCCUGCAAAUGAAGCUGAGAAGGGAGAACUCAUCUUGUUGGGAACGGGCAACUUCAAGACUUGCUUAGCACAGACGUAUCCUCUAUUGGGCAAGGAUGCGCCGUGUGAAGAUCAACCCUGCUUGCUUAAUGGGCAACAUGUUCCCGCCAUCGAUUUCGAUGUCAAUCAUUUCAUCGGUGUUUCUGAAUACUGGCAUACUACUCAUGGUGUUUUUGGCGGGAAGGGUGACAAAGCCUAUGAUUUCAAUACUUACCAAAAGAAUGUUGAGACAUUCUGUAGCAAGGACUGGGAUGAGAUCGUGGAUCCUAAGAUUGCUGCACGGAAGAAGAAGACCGAUCCUAAAGAAGCCCAGGAAGCUUGUUUCAAGGCUUCUUGGUUGCUCAAUGUCCUUCACGAUGGCAUUGGAAUCCCACGCAUCGGUCUCGAGGAGACACCAUCGUCAAAUCAUAAUGCCUCCAAGGAAGCUCUCGAACAUGCGAAGGAAAAAGGUUUCUUAGAUCCGUUCCAGCCUGUGGACAAGAUUGACGGCAUCGAAGUCAGCUGGACACUUGGGAAAAUGGUUCUCUACGCCGCUGGCCAGAUUCCCCCAAAAGGAAAAGACAUGCCCGUUGGCUUUGGCAGCAAUAUCGAGGGCAAAGUGCCGUCAGACUUCAACUACGCUGGCUCGAGCUGGAAACCUGUUUCGCAUUCAGAUGACGAUGACGACUGGGGCGACAAGGCAGAAGACAUUCUCGAUAAGGCACCCUCAAAGAAGACGUCGGGAUUCUUCUUCUUCAUUUUGAUACUCCUAUUCCUUGCCUUCCUGUUGCGAAAGAAAGAGCGGCGGAUGCGCCUGACAAGCAAACUAUUUGGUCGUCAAUCCGCCCAAUACGAACGUGUUCUGGAGGAGGGAGAGGCCAUUUCGCUACUAGACCUUAUCCAAGGCUUUGGAGCCAAGAUCAGCUGA